CCGUCUGUCAUUUGUUGUCAGAAUUUGAUCUGCCUGGGAGUCUUUCUAGCGGCGAUUUGUAGGACGACUCUAGACUUUCAGUGCCGUUCGCCCAAAGCCAAUUUGAAACGGCGCUAAAUCAAUCGGAGCGUCUAAUUCGGACGCACCAUCUGUAAAUCCCGCGAACCCUUUUGUUUUUGUGACCCGGUUAAAGUAAUUCCAGGAAAGCUGGAUCCCCAAAAAGGUGACGAGAGUUUGAUGGAUUCUGAUCCUGACAUCGAAUUCGUGGACAAGGAUAGCGGAAUGUCAUCGCUCGGAGGUAGCAAGGAUGAGACCCCGGAACGCAGACCCACUGAUCCCGUUCCCGCUCCCGUGAUCGAGAAUGAGUCGCAAGUUGAAGCUGUGGAAAAGGAGGAAACAUAUGACGACGAACCAGAUGAAACAAUUGCUGAAAGAUUAUGGGGACUAACAGAAAUGUUCCCGGAGCCAGUCAGAAAUUUUUGUGGUUCAGUUGCCGAUUUAUCAGUUUCCACUGUGAAAAAUGUAUUCCAGUUUUCAUGUAAUGCAUCAUGGAUCUUUUUUACAAGUUCAAUGAUUUUAUUCGCGCCCGUCAUUUUCGAAACCGAACGCGCUCAAAUGGAAGAAAUGCAGCGAACACAACAAAAACAAGUUUUAUUAGGACCCGGUUCAGCGAUAGCGUCUGGUGGUCAUGGGAUGCCUGCUCUGCCGCCAAUGGCACGAUAACUAUAAUCUAACACACACACACGGUGGUCGAUAAUGUAAUUUAAAUUAGUGGGGGGGAGAGUGGAGAGAGCAAGAAAGAAUAAAUUAAAUACGAUUCAUACAUAAGCGAAAUAGAGUUAGAGUUGAACAGAACAAUUAUACACAAAACAAAUUUCCACGUGAAAAACAAAAACUGAAUACGCUCGCUCAAUAACCCAAGUUAAUUGAACAAAUGCCUGCCGCCCGGUGAAAGAUUAUUGAAAAGAUGUAUUGAAUUGCAUGUAUGAGCUAGUCGACCGAUUAAGCAACGUGUUUAUGAAACAGUCAUUUUAAACUAAUAUCUCAUUGUUAACCGAGUUGAAAGUAGAAAAUGAACCGGGCCAACUUAGAUUGUACCAUGUUAGCCGGUCGAUGAUUUCAUAAAAUACGAGAAAUUAUAUUUCUUUGCUUAGAAAUAAAUUAAUAGUUGUAUAAAAA
Molecule: messenger RNA, 1179 nt
Organism: Hermetia illucens (black soldier fly)
Lineage: Eukaryota; Metazoa; Arthropoda; Insecta; Diptera; Stratiomyidae
Gene: mge
Product: mitochondrial import receptor subunit TOM22 homolog
Exons: 3
Coding region: 238-723 (161 amino acids)
Biological process (GO): intracellular protein transport
Cellular component (GO): mitochondrial outer membrane
Source: RefSeq, a predicted model, not a curated record